Molecule: messenger RNA, 12544 nt
Organism: Paramuricea clavata
Lineage: Eukaryota; Metazoa; Cnidaria; Anthozoa; Malacalcyonacea; Plexauridae
Source: the annotation of a GenBank genome assembly
UAGUAGUUCAAUGUUUCAAUCACAAACCUGUUUUGUUGAAAUAAUUGGCUUUGAAUUGUCCGCCAUAUUUGAUCAGAUUUGAUCUAGUGCCAUUCUCCUGGCGCAGUUUUCCAAGAUGGCGACCAAUUCCUCUAUUUCAAGAUUCAGUGAUUUGGUAGUUUCUGAACGUUUUGUGGAAAACUAAGUACACCUCUUGGUAUAUUUAUACUUUCAAAAGAUGAGUGACGUAAAGGAUAUAUUGGAGAUUGAACAGGCGUCCACAGGAACACCGACUAAAGAGGCUAUUGUUGCUGGAAAUAAGGUGAAGUAUCAAAACACUGAAAACAGAAGACAGACUCACAGACAGAGAAAGAAAAAUUUAGUACAAACAACUGUGUUUUAGCAACUUGAAUAUGGAUAAGGCCCAUUACACAAGGCCAAUCUACUCUUUGGAGUUUGGAGGCUCUCUGCUAACUUUGCUACCUUACCUAAUGCACAUAUCAACGGCCUGCCCUGGGGGUACACCCCGGGACUUUGAAAAAACAUGAUUCUAAUGCAUUAAUUCCCCCUCCCUCCCCCGGGAAAUGUGUAAGUCAAACUGCCCUCCCCCUGGGGCUUAGAAUAAAGUAGUUCAUAAUAUAAAUAGCAUACAAACAAUUAAAAACUCGGGGUGUUAGCUAGCCCAUAUACUGUCCAUUUGACGGACUCUUCCCAAUUGAAGUAGCUAAGGGGCUUUCCCAACCGAGUCUACUGGAAGAUUUUCAUUUUUUCUGAUGAGAAAGUGCAUUGCAUUUGAUUUUAUAUUAUUAUAUCAAAGAACGUUUUAUUUACUUUUUCCAUUAACUACUCAAAAUGUAUCGCGUUUCAUUCAUAUUGGGUGUGUAUUCACUGAAAUGAAAUGCACAAAACAAAGUGCCAUCGGUGUGCAUCCGUGUUCAUUCACCGGAAAUGAAAUAGAAAAAACCAAGCCACUGUUGUUUGCAUCUAAGAAGAAACACGUUGGAAAAAACACUAUUUAUUCCUACACAUGCAAGGACUUUGAUCGGUCAAAAUUUUUUUUCCCAAUUUACGUUUAACGGACAAAACCUUUUUUUCUGAAAUUAUCAUACAAACUGGGGUAUCACAAUGGCACUCAUGUAUUCUGUAUUUAUUUAUUCAAAUUUUAGCAAGACCACUACAAAAUAUCAUAGAUAAUAAGUUGGCGAUCGAUAUUUUUCUCCGUGAGCCUGCGAUUUUGAGUUCGCACCAAUUGUUCACUUCAUUUAUAAAAUUCAAAUUGUCACGCCAAAGUCCCCUACUUCCCCUCCCCCCGUCGUCCUAUUAGUGCGAAGUUUGUAAUUUCCCCGGGGUUCACGGGCAGAAUACACGGAUAAAAUACCAAAUUCCCCCUCGUUUCCCCCCGGUUGUCCCGGGGGUGUACCCCCCGGGCAGGCCGUUGAUAUGUGCAUAAGUACAUGCCAAAAAUGUUUUCUCUAUUAAAAGUGUACACCUGGGAUGGCAAAAUUGCAUGUGCAGGAUCUUCAGUGUACAUGACAAACUUAGCAGCAUGUAUUAAUGUCAGAUGUUGGGAUUUCAAGCUCUGUGAGUUGGGAUGUCAAGCUCUCAGGCCCAAAUACUCAGCAAGUUUUCCCCGGUUUCACAAUAUGAACACAUGCUUUCCCCACCCAUCAUAAGAUUUUUCACAUAGUUUAACCCAUUGAGCUGCAAUGUGCCCCAGUGCGCCCUACUUUUUUUUACUUGUCUAUUUAACACCAGACGAUUUUACUUGUCAAUGGGAAAGCUCUGCAGCUUAAUGGGUUAACCAAAAAAUCUGACAUUGUCUCUAGUUAACUCAUUGAGCUGCAAUGCGCCACAGUCCCAGUGCACCCUACUUAUUUGUUUUUACUUGUCUAAUGCUAAAUGAUUUUACUCGUCAAUGGGGAAGCUAUGCAGCUUAGGGGCCAUUCACAAAGGAUGUCCGGCCAAAUGAUGGAUUUUCAGACCCCCCCCUCCCCCCCUUGUCCGGCAUUGUCCAAAUUAGUGACUCCCCCCGGACAUCCGCCAUGCCUCGCAAAAACUCACGCAACCUUGUAUAUAUCAAGAGUAAAAAACUUUUUUUACUUUUAGAACUUUUUUAUAACUGUAAAUGUGAACACAAAAACAUAUAAAUUACUAAUUAAAACAAAAUCUAGUGUUAACCGCAUUGUCAAAAUGCCAAUUUCACAAUGGGAAGGACUGCUCAAAAUAGAGGGAAAAAGAAAUUUGUUUUUGAAUUUUUUUAAAUUUCGGACAUCCGGAUUGCUAAAAAAAACCCCUCCCCCCCUAUGUCCGAGUUUGUCCUGAUUUUCCAAAUCCCCCUCCCCCCCUCGGCUCGGACAUCCUUUGUGAAUGGCCCCUUAAUGGAAUAAUUACUUUGGCCUAACAAAAAUAUCUUGUGGUUCCGGUUUUCCUGAUAGACCCUCUUCUGUUGAUCAUUGUUUUUUCUUUAAUGUGUUUGGGUUGUUAGCUUACCUACAACAGGAUGCCAAAAAUUGACAUCCAUUGCCCACAAUUAGUUCUUAAAAUGUUUAUGUGUUGGGGAAAUGAGUUGAUCACACUUAUGGCCAUUGCUGACCAAUUUCAAGCAAAAGAAAUAAAUAUUUUCCAACCUACAAUGUACAGUACUUGCCCUAUAUUUUUUCAGUAUGUGAAACCAACAACCUCAUACCCAGCUAUUUUCUCUGAACACUAGGGCUCCGGAUCCUGGGUACGAGGAUGAGAACAGGCCUGACCCACACAAUAUUUUUUGUUAGGCUUUAAAUAUUCCAUAUCAUACAGAGCAUGUUUGGUGAACAAUCCGAUGUCAACUCAUCAUAACCCCCUCUCUCACAAUGAUAAACUUGUUCUGUCACUUCUGUGUUGGAAAGGAGAUUCUAACAGAGAAUAACCCGAAAUUUCUGGGUCCAUGAGAACUGGCUUUUCUGUGCAAAAACGACAUUAACUGGUUUUCAAUGGGUAAUGGUGAAGGCAGAUAGAUAGAUAGAUAGAUAGAUAGAUAGAUAGUUUAUUAGUAAUUCCAAAACUUGCAGCUACAUAUGCAGCUAAAUUAAUAUGAUUGAUAAAAAAUUACAAUUUCCUUAUAAAUAAAUCUAUACAACUCUAAGCUAAUAUUAAGAUUAAACUAGGAAUUACGGCUAUAGGAAUUAUAUUAAUUUAGAAAUGUUAAAAUUGUUAAGAUAUUAAGGUUCGAAAUUAAUAUCGACUUGCGCUAGCGAUUAUAAAAGAGUUUUUAAAACAGUUCAUUUGUGCAUCUUGGUAACCUAAACAGUCGCUUGUUCCGUAGGUUUAUAUAUUGGCAUUCGCUGAUCAUAGGUAGUAGUAACGCGUGAAAUUUAUGGUCUGGGUCUCUCACAAUUCUGCUAAAUGUUUUAUCACACAGUGUUUCCCACCUUUCAUUAAGGUUAUAGAGACCUGAUUUGGCUAGAGCUUCAUUAUAGUACAAGUCCGGAAGAAUGAUCUUGAGUGCACGCCGUUAAAUUCUCUCAAUAUCUUCGCUUAGAUAAUGUGGCAAAUUGUGGUGAAACACUGGGGAGGCGUAUUCGAGGAUUGGGCGUACACACGUGCAGUAGAAAAGGACCAUUUCCUUUGCCGAUACUCUUGCUUGGGCGCUUUAAAAGUUGCCGCAAAAAGUACAAGCGCUUUGAUGUUUUCUUUACUAUUGAAUACACGUGAUCAUUCCACUUGAGAUAGUUUCGGAUGGUUAGGCCUAAUAUUUUUGCAGAAGAAAUUUGAUCAUUUUCUUUGUUUUUAAUUCUCACAGGUGAAAUGUCAGGUUGUUCAGACUUGGCAAAACACACACGCAUCUCUAUGCACUUGUCUUCGUUCAGGGUAAACUUUAGGUCGGUUGACUGGUCUUGAAUCUCAUCGGUCGCAAGUGGUUCCACUAGUGGUUCCUUUGGUGGUGUCAUCUACGAAUUUCCAAAGCUCGACACCAUGCGACACCAUUGGCAUUGAGAUCGUUAAUCACGAGACUAUAUAGCCAAGGUCCGAGUUUCGUACCUUGUGGCACACCGGCUGGGACUGCAGCCCAUUCGGAAUAGCAAUCGGAGGCUAGCUUGACUCUUUGCUAUCGAUUGGUCAAGAAGUCGGAAACCCAGAUUAUCAUCUCAGGAGGAAUGUCAAAAGUGUGGAGUUUUGCGACCAGGAUGCGGUGAUCGAUAUUCGAUAAGGUCGAAGGCCUUUCUGUAAUCGAAUAGGACAAUUCUAACGAGGGAGCUGUUGCCAUCAGUUGCUUUUGUGAGGUUGUAAACAAUACUUAUGAGAGCUUGUGUUGUUGAAGGCUUGGGUAUCGCACCGUACUGCCGUGGGUCGAUAAUUUGAAGGACUGCAGAUUUGAUAAAACGAUCAACCACGAAUACUUCGUCCAGUUUAGAAAUAACUGGAGUCAGGGAGAUUGGUCUGAGCUGUUAAACGUCUAAAACAGGCUUCUGUUUCGGAAUAGGCGAUACGUCAGCUAUCUUCCAGGAUGAGGGCAGACGGUUUUCACAAUAGGUGCCAGAAAGGGUAGGUUUAUUGUGUUUGCCAGGUCAGGUAGAGACUGGGUCUGAGAGUUAGAUUCACCACUGGGAUCAAUCAGAUGGCUGAAGUCAUUUGUACGACAAACUGGAUUCAUACCACAUAUUUCUUUAACUGAAUUCCACCACUGUUUGUGAUUGGAAGACUUAAGCUGCUUAAUUUUGGACUCGAAGAAGUUCAUUCGGCAUUUAUUUUGUUCACGGUUGACGGAAUUUGGGUAUGUCUCCAGAGGCAAGGGCAAGUUGUCGCUGACUGAUUAAAGACUUUAGGUGAUAGUUCAUCCAUGGCGGUUCAUUAUUGCACAGCUUUGUGGAUUUCACAGGUAAGAGAAUGUCCAUUCCAGUGUUGAUGAUUGAUUCGAAACAAGCCCACUUUUCUUCACAAGAGUGAUAAUGAUAUAGGAUGGACCAGUCGAUUUCGUUGAUGAAUGCACUCAUAGCAGCCCUUCGACUGGGACGCAGGUCUCUCGAAUGCUUUGUCUUCUUGUUGGAUUGGUUAUCACCCCGAAUUUUUGGUUCCGCAAGGACGGUGAAGUGAUCUGAAAGGUCACUGUGGUGGUAAUUUAACAGGGGGUUGAUAAUAUUUCUCCAAGUUGGUCAAAAUGAGGUCAAGGGUCCGAUUGCCUCUUGUGUGGAAUUGGAUAAGUUGCUUCAGGCGAAAUUGAUUUUUAAUUCGGGCAACGUCGAGGGUAUUAAAAUCGCCAAGGAUUAUAAAACCGCAUUUGGGGCAAGUAGAUUCCAUCGAGAUGAGCUGUUCGAGCAGAUAAUUGAUCAUAGUCUCGGCGUGGGCUGAGGGCGGAUGGUAAACAGUGCCGACAAUUAUGCAAGACAAGCCCCUAGGCAGGCGAUGUGGCCUGGUUUUCACCCACAAAACUUCCAGGGAUGGAUGGUGAAACUGGUCAAGCACUUCGUAGGGAAUCGAGACUUUGAUGUAUAAGCAGACUCCACCGUGUUGACCGAUUAAACGAUCUUUCCGCAUGUCAUUAUAGCCUGGGAUUUGGGUAACAUUGUUCAAGGACGAAGAUGAACGUUUAUAAUGUAGAUAAGUGUUAGAAUACUUUCCCAAACCAAUUAAGCUUGUUAUUGCAUAUUGGACGUUGCUUGCAUGCGUACGCCAGCUCUACAUCCGCGACGUGUAAGUGACUUGUUUAGGUCAAAACCUUUUAGCUUCAGCCAUACUGAACAAUCGACUUGGGUGACAGAACACUUCGAGGAAAUAAUCGACGAUAAAACAGUUCUAGAAUAAGUUAUUAUUGCCAUAAGUCUUUAGAGUAAGAAAGGUCACCAAGAUCCAUUUGACUGUAGUAAAUAGCCAUAGUUGGCUAAAUAAAACUAGAGUUUUAAGGAGCAAUAAUUAAGCCGUGCAGCCGUUUAAGCGCUAACGUCAAAUGCAUGUUGUCCGUGUCAAAGGGGGUCAAAGUAAUUGCGGAACAAGUCUCUGAUUGUGGGAUGAUACUAUAACAAACAUACUUGCAGGGAGGUGAGUCCGGGAUUGGACGCACCGAGGGUGGCUGGAAGUUUCCCGAACUCACUGAGCGAAGCGAGGUAUUAAAGUUCGGGAAACUUCCAGCCACCCGAGGUGCGUCCAAUCCCGGACUCACCGAACCUGCAAGUAUGUUUGGUUUUUAUCACGUGCCAUUUCGGUAAAAUACUAAAAAGUACUGAAGAAUUUUAUACGCAUUUUAGUUUUUAGUAUAGAAUUUCUUGUUUGGAUAACGAACAUUUUAGCCGCCAACAUACUACGCAAACAAACAAACAAACAAACAAACAAACAAACAAAUUUAGGCUUAAAUUAAAGCUAAAAAAAUUCUCUACAAUAUUCCCGUAUUCUUGAAAAGAGAAAAUGCACACAUUCAGCGAAAACAUUGCCAAGAUUUAUAUAAACCUGCCCGUGCCGAACAAAUUUCGGCGGCCAUCUUUUCUUCCACUUUGAAUACAGAAUUAAUAUUCCAUUUUCAUCAAACAAAAUAAAAAAAAUAAUAAUUAUAUAUAAAACAAUUAAAAACAGUUAAUUUAUUUUUUAUUUAUGAACAUUUUCGUCGGAAAUUUGUUCAAAUCGCUUCAUAAUGGCCGCCGCCGCAACAUCGAUCUCGAACCCACCUCCUAAACAUACGUCAGCAGGUGGGUUCGAGAUUGAACGCAUCUCCUCGUAGCCAAUAGGAAAGCCGCUAAUACGCUAGGUAUGAGAUAAAGUAUCUGUUUGUCAAUAGCAUUUUAUACAUUUUAAUUCAUUCACUCUAGAACAUUUCUUCCUAGGAUACAUUAAUGUUGAGCGACAUGGCUGAACUGAGUAUAGUUUGAAGCUGGUUAACCCACUGAGCGCCAAUGCUCUCCCCUUACAAGUAAAAUUGUUUGGCAUUAGUGCAACUUAAUGGAUUAAAUAAAUUAUAAAUGAAAGAAUGUUAACAAAAUCAGUAUUAUGUUAAAUAAAUUGUAAAUUCCAUAGCUCUACAUUUCAAAGGAUGUGUCUGUUAUAAUAUACACACCAUAAUUUCUUGAAAACUGUAUUGAACCACCUUAAGAUGGCAUCUGGUCUCAUUGGAAGUUCUUUAAUUCCUAUUCCCACAGACAUGAAUAGUCACACAUAGGUUUGUUCUAUAGCAUGAAGUUUUGCCUUUAAGGGAUUUUGUGAGGAUCAAGAUAUUAAGCCAUCUUAAAUGACAGCUUCCUUAAGUUUCAUCUCUUCCAUAUCAAAGUCGGAGUAACAGUUUGUGGAAUUUGGUUAUUUUAAAAAGUUAUCUGAAACAUCCUAUAUUCUUUUCAAUAAUGAGAUCUAAUCUCUUUAACAUUGUAAAAAAUACUAAAAAUUAACCCAAUUCCGCAGUUCACUUCAGCAAGACCUUGUCAAUGGUUGUCACAUUUCCUCCUACAGUAUCCUUACAUAUUUCUAGUCAUUUUGCUCAUUUUUUUUGCUUUCUACUGGAUUUGUAUAAAAUAUCCUUUUUCAUAUGUAAAAUAAAACAGUUUCCUGCAUUGCCUUUUCCUUGUGUAGACUACCCCUCCUCUUAAUUAAUAUAUCUAUAUAAUCAAGUACAACUUAUAUUUUCCUUACAGUUUGCUUUUUAUUCAAAUUUCAUUUUUAAUUCUUAAGCUACAGUAUAAAAUUUACAUCACAUCACAGUUAAGGAUUCAAACGUACAUUUAUAGAGCCCAGCGACAGUCCAUUGUCUUCUUUCACUAAACAUACUUCUGAAUAAUUGAAAGUAGUUUGACGGGCGGUUGUGGGGAGGCGCGUACCUCCCCUGAGAUAGUAGGGACCUUUAGCAAAUAGGUGACGGCAACGCGACGACGACGGCCAAAACAAACUCGUUCAAAUAAGUAUAUUAAACUUUAAGAACAACAUACAUGUCUUGUAUUAUCCGUUGUAUGAAUUUUUUGCAGUUUAAUAAGGUUAAGACAGAGGUUUAUAGUUGAGAAGACUUCUACUAAGCCAAUAUGGCGAGGACGACUUCUCGCGGCUUGAAAGGCAGACGUUGUGUACAAAACGUGAAAAUCUUUGGUUUGCUGUUGUAAACAGAGCAAGGACGACGUCUAAAACUCCCAAGGGACCUUGAAUUAUGCAUUUUCUUUCUACACUGUCAUAAAUUUCAUUGUAUUAAUACCAGGUGAUCUCGGAACUCGGAGAAGGCCUGGCACUAGUUGUAAAAUAGAAAUCCAUUUCUGGUUUAAAAUUACUCAAUAUCUCAUCAACGGUAUUAGAUUUGUAUUUCAAAUUUGUCCCAGACAUUCAUUUCCCUGUGCAAGACACAGACACAAAGUUUCAAACAGUUUCACAAAAGAAUCAGGGCGUGAUAAGUGAUUAAAGGUACGAAACUGGAUUUCUAUUCUGUUGCUAGUCCCAGUCCUUUUGCUCACCAUCGGAUCACCUGGUAGCCGUCGCCGUCCUGCUAGCUAAAGGUCCCUAGUGUAAUGUAAUGAAGUGAAAAUUGGCUGAGUUGUAUAGUCAUAAUUCAUAAAUACACUGAUAUAUGUACAGUACAUGCAUAUGUCACGUAGUUGGGGGUGGGGUACAUUAUGAGCACUAACAUUCCACGAUGGCUGUGAGCUAGACCGCUGCACCUCCCCUACAUUUUUUCCACCUCCCCACCACUUUCACCAAAAUCCAGUCUUGUCCAUAUGGUAUAAGUAAUCUCUCAAAAUUCAUUCUUACUUAGAAAAAGCCAAAGAGACAUGUCGAAGCUUAUCGGAGACCUGAAGGAAUGCAUCGAGAACUGUAUGCCUUGCUCUAUAGUGACAGCAGGUACUGUUUCAAGACUUUCGUUUUUCACAAAUACAUGUAGAUCUAGAAUUAUAAAAAAAUAUAGUUAUGUAGUACGAAAAUCCACAUGCAGAUUUAUCGAGUAUCCCAAUUAACGCAAAAUAUGUCUGGUUGCAUUUGGCCACACGGAAAUUCGUACCGGUUAGCUGUGCUCGGAUUCAGUCGUCCAGUUUUAAUGCGUUCCACGCGAACGCAUGGCGAACUAAUAAAGAUCGUUCGAAAUUUGAGAACCAUGUUUCAUAAAAAAUCAAACAAUCUCGCCGACAUCUCUGAAAAUCCCCUAAAUUGUUCCUGCAGUCCCAGGAUGUCUAAAAGGUUGUUGAAUAUUUCCUUUCAAAAUUGUAAAGUUUAUUAGCGAAUUACAAAAAUGUGUGAAUAUUUCAGACAAAAAAAAAAUCCCCCAAAAAUUGGUGAAAUAUCUCAAGAACCAUCGUACGCUUUUUAGAAUAAUAGUGAGUUUAAGAUACCCCGGUUUCGGUGUACGGGUAGGGGUGGCAUGAUUUUGGUUAGCAAUAUUUUCGUCGAUGUCUGUACCUUUACUCGUAAUUAAGGUGCACAUUUUUUGCAUUAUAUCAUUGUCUAUUGCAAGAAAACAGAAAAAGUAUGAUCAAAUUAUAGACAUCAGUAAAAACUAGUAAACAAGAUGACACUACCCGUACACCGAAACCGGGGUAUCUUAAACUCCUUAAACUCACUAUUAAUAGAGCGUUUGCAUUCAUUCCCCAGGAACCAACUCAACAAAAGCCAUGGCGGCCAUGUUGGUGUUCCAGACAAAAUAGUCUCAUUAAAAUUCUUUUGAAUUGGAACACCAACACGGCGGCUGUGAUGUCGUAUACGCUGUAUAUAUAUAUAUCCCUAUUUUGUAUUUGAUGGUAAUGUAGAGGUCCCGCUGCACUGGCCCCAAGUGAUACUGCGCAAGGAUAUAAACAGGUGAAGGCUAAACUUGGGAGGAAAAAUGCACGUGCUUGGAAAUGGACGCCAUUUACCAAUCCAGCUCGAACAGAUGGAGCUGUAUUUUAUCACUGGAGAAGAUCAGCAGAUGAAGGCAAAGACUAUCCGUUCGCUAAAUUUAAUAAGGUUAGUACUAGACAAUGUGCCUACUUAGUUGCAGACAUUAAGUGUACAGUAUAUUAUUAUUGUGCACUUUGGGUGUGUGCACUUUGGGUAAUUGCAUGGUUUUAUUGCUUUAUACUACUCGCUAUAAUAUUUAUUAUUGACAUUAUACUCAAUCCAUAGAGCUAUCUGUUCUGCGGCUGCCGAGUUACAAUAGGGUGCACAAAAUAAGGCCGUGGUUGAUUGAGUAAAAAAGUAAUUGUCGUAGAGGCCACACGAUACGAUCAGUCGUAUACAAUUCUUACUCUGGCGUAUGUAAUCGUCUAAACGAAUAAAUUCGUGUGAAGAAAUUUCGCCAUAAACUAAAAGAAGAGGAAUGACAAUCGUAUAUGACUAAUCGUAUCGCGUAUACAGACCUUGACAAUUUAACGCUUGCCCAAAGGUUGUUCAUGGUUUCAGUUGAUCCUAGAACUUCUUACGUCAUGCAAUUUUCGGUCCACGUAAACAUUAGGUACAGUAUACGCAAUGCAAUGUGGGAUACAUGUGGGUUAACUAUUCAUUGUUUGACAGUGACAUAAGGACUUCUAAGGUCAAUAGACAAUCAAUCAAUCAAUCAAUGAAGCUUUAUUAAAAAAAUACAUAAAUAGGUAACAUGGUGUCCUUUCACUAAAGUGCUCUUCCAAGGAGCCAUGUAAAAAUACAAAAACAAAAGAAAUUAGCUAAAUAUAUAUACAAUCCUAUCAUUAUUUACAACUACUUAAACUUAGUAUUAAAUUUGAAAGUUAGAAAGUUUAUUUUUGAAAAGAUAUAUUGAAGCCUGACUUCUUAUUUCAUCCGGAAGAUCGUUCCAUAACACAGCCCCACGGUAGCCGAAGCUCCUUUUACCAGCCUCCGUUCUGGGUCUAGGGUGAACAUACUGUGCGAACUACCUCUAAGAUUGUGAGAGUGGACUUGCGAGGUAGGUUCAAAAAUAGUAUUAAGCUCGUUGGGAUAUAAAUUAUUCACUGCUUUAUAAAUACUUGUUGCGAGCUGUUUAGCACGACGUUGGUCAAGAGUUUCCCAAGACCUUUCCCCUUUUGAGUGAAAUUUUGAUCUAGACAAGUCUGGACAAAAAUUUCAUCACAGCUUGAAAGAGCAUCACAAAAUUAGUAAUAUUCCGAAGUUUCGUUGCGAAAUGUUGUAAAAUGCGGAUAAUAUAGCCUUGCGAAGUUUGCAAUUUUCAGUCAUUUUGUAUUACAAAUGAGAAAUUGAUAAUCAGUUUGAUCAUCUGAUUAUCAAUUUCCUGUACUGAAAAACGGCAAACUUCGCAAGGCUAUAUUAUCCGCAUUUUACAACAUUUCGCAACGAAACUUCGGAAUAUUACUAAUUUUGUGAUGCUCUUUCAAGCUGUGAUGAAAUUUUUGUCCAGGCAUAUCUAGAUCAAAAUUACACUCAUAAGGGGAAAGGUCUAUUGAAAUGGUGUAAACGUGGGGUCUUGUAGUAGUCUACAAAAAAAUCAAAUUCCAUAUAAUAGUCAUCCUGACGAACAGCAUUCGUUCAAAACGUCAAAGUGUUUUUAAUAAUCUCUUUGAUUGUUUGAGGUACUGUACGGGGGUUGAGAUCUGAAUUAUUGCAGCUUUAGAGUUUUUAUAAGUUUAUUUCUUCCUCUAGAAAAGCUGCAAAUCGGAUAAGUUGUCUCAUAAAUAUUACCUGUCUCACUGUCUGUACGGACAAAACUCGCCAUGACUAAAUACUAGAUAGCUCAUCUACUAAAAUUUUUACUUUGUAUUAACUACUGAACAUUUUUCAUUACAUAUAGAAAGUGAAUGUACCAGAAUACACAAAUGAGGAGUAUGAGGUAGAUAAUGUCUCCAUAUUGCUUACUGUAAAAUAUGACCUCCACUGAGAGAGCAUCCAAAUUUUCCCGUCAGACCUACCGCCAAUGAGGUCGUGGUGUGGUUAUUCUGACCAUGUAAAUGAAAAGCUCCCCAAUCAAUAUCAGGUAAAAUUUUAAUUAACCCAGGGUUAGCGCUAGUCCAGAUUUGAACAAUUUGCCCCAGAAGAACAGUGGUAGUGGAAGUUCAAAUCUGGAGUCCACAGACUCCACCCAAAAUAAAAACAGAUACACUGUACUAACAACCUGCGAUCCACAAACUUUGACUAUUUAUCAGAGACUGUUACUUAUAAUACCAAGCAACAAGUGCCUAAUAGAACGGCCGCCAUAGAAGGGUAGGGUAGUUUACUUGUGCGGAAAUCAGUUUGGGGAGACGAAGCGUCAUAAUAGCUGAACCGAGAAAGCGCGAUGCUACCAAUAUUGCCAUAGACCAGAACUAAUUACCAACUACCUGUAUUUAAGGCGUGACUAACCCAUACAGAUGAAACCAAUAGUGCGUAGAAACUCAUUACUCGCACGUUUCCAACGUUUAAUAUGGUUUCGUAUUUCAUACAUAGAUGUACCUUGUUGAUUCAUCUCAGUCAGGAUGGAGUAAGGAAGAAACUGACUAUUUAUUUGAAAUGUGCAAGUACGCCAUUAUAUUUCAAUUUGUAUUAUGUGUUGUAAGAAGUACAUUCAUUUCCAUAUUUUCCACACGAGAUGCAAGAUUACCAAUUAAUUAAUGUAUGGUUUACAAGGUUAAUCUGGUGUUUAGUUAAGGCACUAAGUUACUUUAAUGUAUCUUUUUUAGGAGAUUUGAUUUGAGAUUCGUUGUUAUACAUGAUAGAUAUGAUAAAGAAAAAUAUAAGG